AUGGGAUUCGGAGCCAGAUGGCGAAGCUGGAUAGGGGAAUGCAUCAGCUCUGCUAGAUUCUCAGUCCUGCUGAAUGGCUCUCCUUUUGGAUUCUUCAAAAGUUCAAGGGGCAUCCGUCAAGGGGGCCCUUUAUCUCCUUUCCUCUUCCUCAUAGUAGCUGAAGCGCUGUCUAGGAUGCUUCAAACAGGGCAGGAAGCAGGGAUUCUCAAGGGCAUAAGCAUCAAAGGUAUGGCUGAUCCCAUCUCACACGUCCAAUUCGCUGAUGAUACAUUGAUUCUCAUCGAGGCUACUCAAGAGAGGGUCAGCAAUCUUCUUACCAUCACCAACUGCUUUGAGGCAGUAUCCGGGCUGACAGUAAAUUUGGCUAAAUCUAAGCUUAUAGGGGUCAACAUGGAGGAAGAGGAGAUUAGAAGAUGGGCAGUCCUCCUCGGUUGUUCGUCGGCCUCCUUGCCAUCCACUUUCGUCAACCUCCCAUUGUGCUUGGGCAUCCCUCCAAAGUCCUCUUGGGACAGAGUAAUUUCCAGAUUCGACCACUUCCUCGCAAAGUGCAAAUCAAUUCUGAAGAUUAUCGACAGCAAGAGGCGUGAUUUUCUAUGGCACAAUAAGGGAGAGGAACAAAUUCCACCUGGUCGAAUGGAAAGCUGUUCAGUGGAAUGUCGGAGAAAUCUCCAAGACUGUGAGAUACAGGAAUUCGUGAACCUUCUAGAUUGCAUCCACAAGGCCUCUCCUCAUCCUUCUACGGAAGACAGUUUGAUAUGGACGAACUCCAAAUCCAGCAGAUUUUCUGUGAGAUCCUUCUACAGCCAGCUGGACCAAGUUCCUCCAAACCAUAUCUCUCACUGCAAGCAAAUAUGGAAAUAUUCGGUCCCGCCCAAGAUCAUCGCCUUUGGUUGGUUGGUUACGAAGAAAAGGAUUUUGACAGUCGAUAAUCUUAGGAAGAAAGGGAUGUGCUUAGUAAACAUUUGCUUGUCCUGUAUGAGGUCGGAAGAGUCAGUGGACCACCUAUUGCUCCACUGUCCUUUCAUAUCAUCCAUUUGGGACGAGUUCCACGCCUGCUUCGGUGUUAACUGGUGCUUCCCUGAUUUUGUUGCCUCUCUGUUUCACGCUUGGCAUGGGGCUAACUUAGUAAACAGCGGUCCAGGCUGUGGAGAAUGGCCCUUCUGGCAAUAUGGUGGUCUGUUUGGGAGGAAAGGAACGGCAGGUGCUUCAGGGACACCACUAAUUCUGCUCGCCUUAUAUCCUCUAGAGCUAAAAGUCUUAUUGUAG
Molecule: messenger RNA, 1266 nt
Organism: Magnolia sinica
Lineage: Eukaryota; Viridiplantae; Streptophyta; Magnoliopsida; Magnoliales; Magnoliaceae
Exons: 3
Coding region: 1-1266 (421 amino acids)
Source: RefSeq, a predicted model, not a curated record